Hyposmocoma kahamanoa is the source of this 10668-nucleotide messenger RNA. RefSeq names its product hemocytin (gene Hml). The record is from RefSeq and is a predicted model, not a curated record. The transcript is spliced from 65 exons. Gene Ontology annotation, cellular component: extracellular region; extracellular matrix. Bases 1 to 10668 code for a protein of 3555 amino acids. Gene Ontology annotation, molecular function: chitin binding; protein binding. Lineage: Eukaryota; Metazoa; Arthropoda; Insecta; Lepidoptera; Cosmopterigidae.
AUGUUAAUAUUACAACUUUUAAUACUGCUGUUCGGCGUGUAUUUUGCUAACGCAGGAUAUGGGGCAGCACCGGCGGCAAGCUCACAACCCUAUGUAGAGGCCCCUUCGUACGUUCCAGCAUACUCGCGAAAUAAGCAGGUUAACAGAUAUUCUUACACAAAAUCUAAUUCCUAUACAAAAACAGGAUAUAAUGGCCAGCAAAAUGGGUAUGCUGGUACUAAAAACGGUUAUGCCGGUACCAAAAACGGAUCCCCUGGCGCCGGUUACGGCGGUGGCUCGUACACUAGUUACGGUGAAAGACCGGGUACUGGAAUAGAACAAUCCGAUGUACAAGCCCCUUCGUAUGUUCCAGCCUACGCGCAAAAUCAUCAGGUUAACAGUUAUUCUGGCACAAACUCUAACACCUUUAGGCAACAAAAUGGGUAUACAGGAUAUACCGGUACUAAAACCGGGUAUACGGGUACUAAAACCGGGUAUACGGGUACUAAAACCCGGUAUACGGGUACUAAAACCGGGUACGCCGGUACUAAAACCGGGUACACCGGUACUAAAACCGGAUACACCGGGAACGGGUACGGUGGUGAUACCUACACCAGCUACAGUCAAAGCCCGGGUAAUGGAAUAGAGCCAUUUCUCCCCGAGGCGUCGUUUGCGAACUGCAACCCGCAAUGUAUAAACAACGGCAUCUGCGUAGGAAAGGACAAGUGCAAAUGCCCAUCAAACUUUUAUGGCAAUAUCUGCGAGUUCGAGAAGAAAGCCUGCCCUUUCCACCCGCCGCUUCCUAUGAACUCAGCUCUGAAAUGUUCUGAUUAUUACUGCACAAUAUCAUGCAAGGAUGGUCACAAAUUCCCCGAUGGCUCAUCUAUUCUGAACAUGCAAUGCAUCGAAGGGAGCUGGCAGUCUGUCUCGGACCCGCUCAUGAAUGCGUUGAGCGACUGUUCGCCGGAGUGCAAUCCGCCGUGUUUGAAUGGUGGAUUUUGUUUGUCAGUCAAUGCAUGCCAGUGCCCGACGGAUUACAGAGGACCGCAGUGUCAAUAUGCGGCGAGUGUGUGCGACAUGCGCAAGCUAGUAUUCAACGGGGCGUACAAAUGCAAGGGCGACGGCGAACGCUACAACUGCGUCCUGACGUGCCCUCCUGGUUCCACGCCGACCUCAACUUUAGCCGACGUUUACACCUGCACGUAUGAUACGGGCGUGUUCCAGCCACAACCUGUACCAAACUGCGUUUACGACUAUGAAAAGGUGGUUAUUCAGCCGCACAAUCAUGUUACGUCGUUUUCCCAUUCCGGAACCUCAUACUCGUACUAUAACUCUUCAAGCGGAACUCAGACGGGCGGAAGUGGCACUAUGACGCUUUUGCAGAAUGUUACACCCAAAGGAGGAGAAUGCAUGGCUACUCCUGGCGUAUCUUCUUAUACUUUUGACAAUCGCUAUUACAGCUACCAUUCCACAUGCCCACAUAUACUGGUCCGCGACGCAAGAGACCGUACGUACAGCGUAAUAGUGCAGCGGGGUGUCUGUCCAGAAAAAGUCCAUUGCCCCGGCGCCAAGUUGAUCGUCUUUUUGGAGGACAUACGCUACGCAUUCAAAGUUGGCGAUGACGGGUCCGUGGCGUUCCGCAGCAGGCGUGGCGCGAUCCCCAUCCCGGCGUCGCUGCCCGGCAUCAGGGUCUCGAAGUCUGGCGGUUUCAUCAACAUUGACUUUGACGCGCAAGGGGUUGCCGUGCGCUGGAAUGCUCUCGCGAACUUCGUAACAGUAAGCGUAACAGCGCGACAAUGGAACACGACGGAAGGUCUGUGCGGCACGUUGAAUGGCGACCCGAAUGACGACUUCACGACUACUCCAAACGUGUUUGCUUCGUCGUGGCAAUUUAACGAGAUUGGCGAGGUGUGCACAAAUGACUACACGGAAAGAAAUACGUCGGUUAAAGUUAAAAAAGAAGCGCUAAAAUUCUGCACGACGCUCCUUAACAAGGAGAAGUUCAGGAAGUGCUCCAACUUUGUGGACGCGUCCAUGUUCCUGGAGACCUGUCAAUUAGAUUACGCUGAUUGUCUUUCAGAUCCUGAAGAUUGCGCUUGUAAAACUGUAUCCUUGUACGCUAGUGAGUGUCUAAGGCACGGCGUAAACGAAAUGGUCACCUGGCGAGAUGAUGACACUUGUCCGGUGGUGUGCCCCGACAGCAAAGUGUACAAAUGCGGUACAGAAUCUCAGCCAAGCUGUGCGUCCCCCCUGGCAUCUACAAAGCCUGAAGGAUCAAUCUGUGUGGAGGGCUGCUACUGCCCCGAAGGCUUACUGCUAGAGGAGUCUCGGUGUGUCAGCAAAGAAGAGUGCCAUUGUCGCUUGAGGAACAAAAGUUUUAAACCUGGAGAGAAAGUUCGUCAAGAUUGUAAUGAAUGCACCUGCGAAGCUGGCCAAUGGAAGUGUUCGACUACAGCUUGCCGCGCUCGUUGUUCGUCUAUUGGCGACCCACAUUACACCACCUUCGACGGCCUUAAAUAUGACUUCAUGGGACACUGCACCUAUACCCUUAUGACCGGUGACAACAUCACCAUUGACGUGGAAAAUGUCGCUUGCUCCGGGGCUGUUAGUGAGGCAAUGAAUCUAACCCCUUAUAAAGGCGAAGGCAAGCCAUCUUGCACGAAAGCCGUUACAAUCAACUACGGCGCAGUGAGCCUGCACCUCAAACAAGGCGGGUAUAUUCUCAUCAACGGCCAAGAAGUUACUACAUUGCCUGCUGUGGUCGGAGAUAUUAAAAUUAGGGCAGCUUCUUCACUGUUUCUUACUGUACAACUGCCUAAUAAAGUGGACAUUUGGUGGGACACCGUGACUAGAGUAAUUAUUGAUGUGCCACCGGAAUUCAAAGGCAAGACCAAGGGUCUUUGUGGAACUUUCAAUAUGAACCAAAAAGACGACUUCCUCACCCCCGAAGGCGAUACAGAGCAAUCGGUCUACGCGUUCGCAAACAAGUGGAAGACCAGGGAGUUCUGUGAUGACAUUUCGACGAUAGAACCCGUGCACCCUUGUACCGCUUACGUGCAAAACAAAGAAGCCGCUGAGAAGUACUGCAGCAAAUUGAAGAGUAAUCUGUUUAAGAGCUGUCAUUGGUAUGUGGACGUGGAGGCGUACUAUACCUCGUGUUUGUACGACGUGUGCGCGUGCGACGGCGACGUGUCACGUUGCUUCUGCCCGUGGCUCGGCGAGUACGCCAUGGCCUGCGCGCAAUCAGGGGUCAACAUUCAGUGGCGGUACAAUGUCAAAGAGUGUGAACUAUCCUGCAAUGGUGGGCAAGAAUACACAGUGUGUGCGGACAGCUGUCUGCGUACUUGUACUGACCGUGCUGUUUCCAACAGCGAUUGCAAGCCCAGUUGCGUUGAGGGCUGCGCUUGCCCUCCUGGACAGCUUCUUGACACCAACAACGUGUGCGUACCGGAGGCCCAGUGCCCUUGUUUCCAUAAAGGGCUGCAGUUCAACGCGGGCUACAAAGAGACCAGGCCGGGGAAAAGGGAGAGGGAGUUAUGUACGUGUGUGGGCGCACACUGGGAGUGUCAGCCGGCUUCACCCACGGAUCUCGUGCAAUACCCGCCUGCUGAGGAUCUGAACAACUGCAGCGCUGCCAAGCACAUGGAGUUCACCACUUGCAAUGCUGCCGCCCCGCUUACCUGCAAGAACAUGCACCUCCCGGUAACGCCAACAGCGACAGAAUGCCGCGUGGGUUGUCGCUGCAUGAAAGGCUACGUUCUAGACGUGACGGGAAACAAAUGCGUGCGUCCGCAAGACUGUCCGUGCCACCACGGCGGGACCAGUUACCCCGAUGGACAUGUCAUGCAGGAGGACUGCAAUACUUGCGAGUGCAAGAGCGGGAAGUGGGAGUGCAGUAAGCGCGCGUGCGCCGCUGUGUGCUCGGCGUGGGGUGACUCGCACGUCACCACCUUUGACGGUGCCAACUAUGACUUCGAGGGCGUCUGCACCUACUUGCUGGUCAAGGGAGCCAGAGACGUCAAUGACGGCUUCAGCGUAGAGAUACAGAAUGUCCCUUGCGGUACUACAGGCGCGACAUGUUCAAAGGCUGUGACGCUAAAGGUUGGUGAAGAAGCAGUCACGCUCACCAAGGAUGUGCCUAUCCCGAACCUUUCCACAAUCAAGAGGAUUAAACUUCGCGAGGCGGGGUCAUUCGUGUUCUUGGACGUACCGUCGCUUAGCAUGAGUAUGCAAUGGGACCGCGGCAUGCGGGUCUAUGUCAAAGUCGACCCUAAUUGGCAGGGCCGUGUGGCUGGUUUGUGCGGUAACUACAAUUCAGACAUGCGCGAUGACUUCCAAGGCCCCACAGGCGGUAUUCCUGAGUCGUCAGCUCUACUUUUUGUCGAUUCAUGGAAAAUGAAGGAUACUUGUCCCAAGCCUACUGAGGUUACUGACCAUUGCAAAGAACGCCCCCACCGCAAAGCGUGGGCGUCGGCAAUUUGCGGGGCCCUAAAACGGUACCCGUUCAACCUGUGCCAAAGCGAAGUGCCCCCCAACGGGUACAUUGAGCGUUGCGAACGCGAUGCCUGCGCCUGCGACUCGGGAGACGACUGCGAGUGCACUUGCAACGCUCUGGCUGCGUAUGCGCAACAUUGCGCUAACAGAGGCGUUGUCAUCAAAUGGCGUAAUAAUGAUUUAUGCCCGAUGCAAUGUGACGAGGACUCUUGGCAUUACGACAGCUGCGUUUCGGCUUGCCCAAUGGAGACAUGUGACAACACGCUCUACUACCCCGAGAUCAAAACGCUGUGUCAAUAUGAUGCUUGUGUCGAAGGCUGCAAACCAAAGGUAACUUGCCCAGAAGGCUUUGUAUAUAAGGACGCUAACUUUACGGACUGCGUACCUCGCACGACCUGCCGGUCGAUCUGUAUGACCUUGCCGGACGGAAAAGAAAUACUGGAAGGAGAGGUCGUCGAAGAGGACGAUUGCCAUACUUGUCACUGUUUCAAGAAGCAGAAGAUUUGCAGUGGAAAGCCUUGUGCAACAACCCAUCCUACAGUGGAAUUGCUGUAUACAACACCGCCCCCGCUGGGCAAUAAUCAACUGAAAUGCUUGUCCGGCUGGACUCCGUGGAUCAGUAGAAGCAAUCCCAAGCCCGAGUCCAAGGGACAAUCCAUCGUCAAGGAACCGCUUCCAGAAAUGAAUGAACUGCAAAUCGGCGAGCCAAUGUGUGAUUCAGGUAUGAUGAAAAAGAUUGAAUGUCGAACAAUAAAGGACCACAAGGACGCAAAGGAGACGGGGCUGAACGUCGAGUGCAGCCUGGAGCGAGGUCUGGUCUGCGAGGGACCUGGGGAUCUCUGUCCCUACUUUGAGAUUAGAGUUUUCUGCGACUGUGGUGAAUUCCAAUGCCUGGACUCUGUUCAUCCAAACCACCCUCACCCUACCGACUGCAGCAAGUUCUACGAGUGUACUCCCGACCUGAUGAAUCCUGACAAGCCUCACACAGUACUGAAGAGCUGCGGCGUUGGCACUCUGUACAACCCCGUCACGAUGAUUUGCGACUUUCCCUCUGCUGUACUCGCCGUUAGGCCCGAAUGUGGAACUAGAAUUGAAACUCUACUUCCUCCUGAGGAUAGAUCACCCAAGUGUCCGCCUGGACAAGUGUACUCCGACUGCGCCUACCCGUGCGGCAAACUCUGCCACCAUUUUAAGAAGACACUCUUUGAGAAGGGAGAAUGCACAAUCGACCAGGAUUGCGUAAAAGGUUGCAUAGACGAAUCGGUGGCACAGAUCACAUGCGAUUUCGAAUCGCUAUGGCGCGACGAGAAAACUUGUGUACCUAAACGAGACUGUACCUGCUAUUCCAACGGAAAAGUUGUCAAGCCGGGUGGCACAGUAUCAGACGGCUGCCUGAAGUGCCAAUGCCUCAACGACGAGCUGCAUUGCGACACAUCCGCCUGUAACACAGUACCCCCCACUGCCCGUCUUCAGUCCACCACAGAGACACCGCAUACCUUCUUCGCCACAGAGACGACGCAUACAUUCUUCACCACCUCUUCACCACCGCCUGAAUGCGCUCCUGAUGGAUACAUAAAUCUUUUAUGGGGCGACCAACCUCUGCCAGAAACAUCGUUCAACGCCAGCAGCCAAUACAGCGAUUCCUUCAAGCCUCAGUAUGCCAAACUCGACGCGAACACUGAUCAAAAUGGUGGUUCCUGGGCGCCAGCACCAGACGACGUGCAUCCUUACUUCAAAGUGACCUUACCGCGACGCGAACCCAUUUAUGGCGUAAUCAUUCAGGGCAGUCCACUUUUCGACCAGUACAUUACCAGCUAUAAUAUUAUGUACGGAGACGACGAUUUUACGAUGUCUACUCUUAAUGGGCCGGAUGACAAGCCAAAGGUAUUCCGGGGCCCAGUAAACAGCAGGACACAUAUGAAGCAGAUGCUGGAGCCACCAAUCGAGGCCAAAGUGGUGAAAAUCAAUCCGCUGACGUGGAACCAGGAGCCUGCACUGAGACUUGAAAUCAUUGGAUGUAGAGAAGUUACAGAGACCCCCACUACCACUGCGCAACCCUUGCAAUGUACGGACAUUAUAGGUCUAGAAGCGGGCCUACCAGUUGAAAAUAUCGAAGUAAGCUCCCAUAACGAACUGAGGCAACAACUGGCGCUUGGCAGCGACGAAGGCUGGCGCCCGUUAUACAGCACGCCCGGAGAAUGGAUUAUGUUCGACUUUACAUCACCGCGCAACAUAACAGGCGUCAAAACCAAAGGCGGUACUAGAGGUUGGGUGAAUACGUACAAAAUUAUGUACACCUCGGAUCUGUCCAACUUUAACCCUGUGAUCGACUCAAGUGGCGCACCCAAGGAGUUCCCUGGCAAUUUUGAUAAAACCACCGAAGUCAUGAAUGAGUUUCGGCCACCGAUACAUGCGCGGUAUUUCAAAGUUUUGCCAUUGAAAUGGAACGGUAAUAUUGAGAUGAAGAUUGAGCCAAUUGGAUGUUUCAUGCCUUACCCAAUAUCAACGACGAUACAACCUCCACUGUCUACUCCUGGCAUAUGCAAGAAAUGCCCUGGCGUAGCCACCGAAACAUGCGACUGCAACUCCGUCACGGGAAAAUACUUCGACGGCGAGCGCUGCGUGACACGCGACGAGUGUCCUUGUAUACACAAUUCCAUGCCGUACCCUGUAGGAGCAACAUUCCGUGGUACAAACUGCGACGAUUGUGUGUGCAAGCUUGGCGGCAUAUCAGACUGCAAACCGAUUAAGGAAUGCAAAUGCGCGAGUGAUCUGGUCCCGAAACUGGUGACAGCAACGUGUGAAUGCGUUUGCACGCCAUGCCCCGAAAACACUCGCAUUUGUCCUACAAGCAAAAUAUGUUUACCACUUGAACGCUGGUGCGAUGGCCUUCAAGACUGUUCCGAUGACGAGCAAGAUUGUACCAGUACCACAACAGCUACUCCAUUCACGACUCCACCAGCGGUGACAACAACAGUGGAACCAACACAGACGUCUGUUAAAACAUACACUAAUAAUGUUGUUGCCACUACUUUCACUCCCGUUACCACACCUAAACCAAGCGAAUGUCCAAAAGAAGAAUGUGCACCUGGCUACUUACUGGUAUACACUAACUCUGCUACAUCUAUAUCCGGGAACGAGCUACCUCCACCACGCCCUCGCUACUCCUACUCGCGUUACGGACCCCGAAACGGCGGCUACACGGGAACGAAAAGCGUUUACACAAAGAGCGUAUACUCUAAAGGGGGAUACAGUGGCUCUAAAGGUGGUUCUGGAUAUGGAACAGUGACCCCAACGCCAUCGACAAACCAAGCGUUCACAGUGGUUAAGCCAACUCUGACAAACACAAUCAGUUCAACCGAGCCGCAGUGCCGUAAGUUCAAGUGCGUGCCCCCGCCACCCUCACCGUACAAACCGCCAACACCUUGCCGCCCGCCGGCCUGUCCGCCGUACUACACGCUGAAGCCUGACACCACGCCUGUCGCUAUUGGAGAAUGUCCGCAGUACUUGUGCGUCCCACCAUCGGAACAAAUCGCGUACUGCAACGUGACAGGCAGGACAAUAAAUUCAUUUGACGGAUCCGGGUACAAGUUGGACCUCUGCUUCCAUAUGUUGGCCAGGGAAAACCGGUUCAACGCGUGGAGCAUUUUCCUCCACAAAAUCUGCACACCAAACGGAUGCCACAACGAACUCAUUUUAAUGCAAGACACAGAACUCAUAAUAGUGAAACCAAACCUGUCAAUAAUGUACAACGGCUACCUGUACAACAUUGAUCAAAUGAGCAUGAUCUGUUUCCAAAAGAACAUGUUCGAUGUCGUCAAGAUCGGCAAUGGGCUAGCCAUUAAAUCUAGAAAACAUAAUUUCGUUGUUUUCUACACUGAUGAUGGCGAUGUUAAGAUAGGGAUAAGUAAAAACUACGUGGGUGCCGUUGACGGCAUAUGUGGCGCGUUCGACGGCAAUCCGGCGAACGACCGCCGUUUGCCCGACGGGCGCCUGGUCCCCACACUGGACGAGUUUGCACAGGGUUGGGCCAAGCCUGGCAUGUCUCCCAACGCUUGUGCUCCACCACCGCCACGUGAUAAGCCAAAAGUCUGGGAACUUUGCGACGUCAUCACCAAAGAACCAUUCACGCGAUGCGCGAAAGUACUAGACCUCAAAAACUGGCGCAACAUCUGUGCGGAGAAAGUCUUCGAGUGUUCCGAAUUGGUCACCAAUGGAACCAAAAAGUCUCUGGCCGAAUGUAAAUGUCUGGUUCUUGAUCGACUGGUGGCUGAGUGCUUGGCUGGGGACAAGAAUGUCGAUCUUGCGGGAUGGAGGAUCGAUACUAACUGCUUGAUGGAGUGCAAACCACCACUAGUGCAAUACGAUUGCUACCGCAAGCGCUGCGAACCAACUUGUUCAUCACUAGGCGAAAGCAAAACAGGCCGUAUGGGUAUUAAGGAUUGUCCUUCGGAGGACGGCGUAUGCUUCCCCGGCUGCUACUGUCCAGAAGGCACGCUAAGGGAAGGUGACGCCUGCGUUGCACCUUCGAAGUGCUUCGACUGCUCGUGUCGCACCACUGGGACUUCGUCCAAUGUCAUGUCGUUCGAAGGAGAUGUGUUACCGGUCCAUGGCAACUGCUCCUACGUCGUCUCGUCUUCUAGGAAGUUCUUGGUCGCUGUGACUUACCAUCCGUGCAAGAAAAACAACUCAACGUGCACGAAGGCGUUGUACUUUAUGGCGUACAGCGGCAGCGGCGACAGAAAUGCUCAAGUUAUCAAAGACGAUGCCGCGAACAAGUUACUUGUAUUAGUGAACCAAAAGCCCGUGUUCAGUGACGUCAGCGAGGACUGGAUAACAGUCAAGUGGCACAGCGAUGAUGAAGUCACCAUCUCUCUCACGCAAGUUCACCUCGAGGUAACAAUUAGUGCAUCUAACAUGGACUGGAGCCUACGUGUACCAUCGCACUUAUACGCCCAGAACACCAGGGGUUUAUGCGGCGUGUGCGCAUCGGAGAACGAACAUUUGGUCACCAGGAACGGUACUGUCACUGAUGAUUUCUUGGAGUACGGCAAGAGCUGGCAGGCAACUCCUGAGGAGCUGGUAAAGCUGAAGGUGCAAGAACCAGAGAUGUGUCAAAACGACUUCCCGGCGCCUCCGCCUGAAUGUAAGACUCCUCCAGCUGAAGCAAACCCGUGCAAUAACUUGCUUAAUACGGAUAAGUUUGGCAAAUGUCACGCGCUUAUCGACCCGCAUUCAUAUGUCCAAGCGUGCGAGGAAGAAAUGUGCGCUCAUAAUUCGACAAAUGUGUUAUGCGAAACAUUAGAACGCUAUGCAGCCGUGUGCAGGCAGGUCAGUGUGUGUCUCGAUUGGCGCGAUGGACUCUGCCCACACAAUUGUGAAGCGCCAUUCGUUUACAACAAAUGCGUCGACUGCGAGCUGUCAUGCGAUAACUACGAGGAAAUGGCCGCCAACUCAAAAGCUUGUAGUCGACCGCUGAAAGAAGGAUGCUUCUGUCCACCUGGCAAGGUUCGAUUGAACAACACUUGCAUUGAGCCUACGAAAUGUUUCCCUUGCGAUGCGGAUAAAGAACACUUUGCUGGCGACGAAUGGAAGAAAGACGCCUGUACAACAUGCAAAUGUAGCAAAGUCUCUGGAGGCAACACUACCCAGAUAUCGUGUACCACACAAGUAUGCGCCACUACCGUCUGCGCGGAGAACGAAGAUCUUCACACCAAGCCUAUUAAACCGGGAGAUUGCUGUCCGCAAUACUUGUGUGUGCCGAAAUCCAUACAGAAAAACUGCGUAGAACCGAAGAAGAUGGAGUGCAGCUUUGGCCAAGUCCUGAAACAGAAGACCAACUCUAUUGGUUGCACAGAAUAUGCUUGUGAAUGCAAGCCCCCGAGCGAAUGCGAACCAAUCCCGGGCCAGGACGAAGUGGAAAUUCUCGAUCCAGGGCUAGAAAGGGUGAUCGAUGAUAGCGGAUGUUGCCCACGCGUCAUCGUCGAAUGCCACAAGGACAAGUGCCCGAAGGCAAUUGAGUGUCCGCAAUUCCAUACACGGCUGACUAAAGCGAACGACGCUUGUUGCCCCAAAUAUGACUGCGAGGUACCCAAGGACAAAUGCAUAGUGCAAUUGGAAUGGGAAGCAGCCCCGAAAGGUGGAGAGAGGCCGCGUGAUGUGCGUGAAAUUUUACUCAAAGAUAAGCCAGAAUAG